ACCGCUUCUGGCUGUAAGAAGCUACCCAAAGAAUUUUCUUCCCCCCUCAACAGCCAAUCAAGCCCCACAUUUUUGGCCAAAAAGUCUGCCUUCUGUCCUCCAUCAUCUGAUCCUCAUCUUUCCAAAGCUCACAAUUCUCUUGCCAAAGUGCCAACCGUUUGCCACACUUUGAUCGGCUAGCUAGCCAUCUUGGGUCUGUUUCUAGCUAUUCCAAACCUCUAGUUCGACCAUGUCUACUCGCCGACUUUUGACCAAGCAACCGUCCCCCUCGAACGUCAACAAGGCACCCAGCCCGAACAAGAAAAGGUCCUCUUUGUUGGAUUCCAAAGAUACUGGGAAGAAGACCUUGGAUAGCUCCUUGUCGGAUCGACGUUCGUGCCUGUCCCGAGAGUUCUCGACGUUGACCCUUGGAGCUCGCUUGGAAAACACCUUUUCUCCUGAAGAUGAUACUCUCCAGAAGAAGCAUCUCUAUGUGGUCUGCUUGACCCUCUUUUGCUGCUUUGCCAUUGUCAACUUUGUUGGUUUUGUUAUGGUAUACUACGUCAUUGAAUCGCCCAGUCAAGCGCAGACCACUCCGGCUGGGCAAGCAGUGUCAUUUCUUGGUCAAUGGCACAAGGAGCAAACCAUGCUAUUGGGUAGGGAUGAGCACUUUUUGGGAAUGGGGGAACCCAACACUGUGGCCUCUACCGCUUGCGUUGCGCAGCUCCAAGAGGAAAUCCAAUUGCAUGCGACUGUGACUUCUCCGGAGAUGAUUGAAGGUAUCCUGAACAAGAUGGGACUUGCUCACCGACCCAUCAUUCGGGAUCAACUCCAAGACUUGCGCACCAAUCCCCGCUCCAUGGCUACUGCCAUGGAACCGAUCAUGGGUUGCCUCCAGUCCUCCAAGACGCUACCUCAGUUGGUCUGUCUGUUGCGAGAUAAUAGCGCGAGCAAAGUGGACCCCAGCAGCCUGGAAGAAACGGUCCAUGUGGCAUUGGUCUUUCAAGCGCUCAUCAACCUCAUGACCAGUGACUUGGCCGCUCUUCACGAUGUUGUGGAAGUCAUGUCCACUACGCAACGGGUCAAGCAAGAAACUGUCUUCCAGCAAAGCUUGGCUCCAGAUCAAGGGAUGAUGAUGAUGAAGGAGUAUCAGGACGCCAACCAAAUGCUCCAUGCAGUUGCCAUGGCAUUGUCAGAAAACAAGCAGCUUCCGCUCAAGUCAGGCCUUCAACUAAACAUUCUUCAAGCCAUCCACAAGGACCUUGCACUUGCUGGAAGCAACCAGAAUGCACAAGUUGGACUUGCCCUUGCUUCAUCAGUUCACUUUGAACCGACCAUCCAAGACCACAAGCUUCAAUGGCCCCUGGGCAAGGACUGGGCUGAUGCCUACAUGGGCUGGCAAACAAGCCUACAGAUCGGCGGACGACAGCAACCUGCCCUUCCCUCCCUCCUCAUUCCUCUGGCUGUCUGUCCCUCCCUCGAGUCCGCGCACGCUGAAGAUUUUGUUGCAUCUCAGUUCAUCUUGCGAGCCCUCUCCCAGAUGAUCGUCACGGUUAAUACAGAGACCUCGACAGCUGCAAAUCCUGUAACAAGCUCCUACCAUCACGUGCUCGCACAUCGAAUGGCCAGCAGCAACUUUGAAAGUGUCAGACUGUCCACUCCCAGCAGCGAGAGCAUCACAGUCAUGCUCAGUGAACUGUGUGCUGGCAGUGAGUGUCUUCAACAACAAGGAGCACAGGAUGAUAGCGCGUGGGUGACGACCGACACGAUCUUCACGGCCAACUUGGACGACCUACAAUUUCAGGUGUACCUAGGCUUCUGCCUUUGGAUCACAGUUCUCUUUGCAGGUCUUGGUCUGGAACUGCUAACCUGGGUCAGCUUCCUGCAAGGUGGAUGGACCGACGAGAGACAGUCCCAGUGGAAGUUUGCACAGUUCGCCUUCCCUCUCCUCCUCGCAACGACACUGGGACUUGCCAUCCACCACAACUAUUUGGCACUGAUUUGUCUGGUGCCGGGUCUUUGGAAAUUUGGCUUCCCCGAGACACUUGUGUACAUGCACACGGCACUCUACGGCAAGUACCUCAAUGAAGAAGAAGGCCGCCCAGCUUGGAUUCAGCGAAUCGCAGAGUUUCUUAAUGCUGUUGGAACUGUUGUCCACCACGGAGCCGCAGCGUUGGUCAUUUGCAUGUUUUUGGCGGGGGUCGUCCCUCCCACUCGCCACGUUCUUGCUCCCUGUCUCAUUCCUGUCAUGCAACAUUGGUUUGUGCUCCUUCGGUAUUCCAACCCCAACAUCUACACAAUCGUCGAGAUGGCACUGGAAGUGUACUUUGAGUGGACCGUUCUCAGCGAAUUUGAAUACCUUCAUGCAAUGCAUUGGGCGGUGCCAAUGGCCGCCUCUACCAUGUUGUUUGCUCACUGGCUGUACUUGUUGGCUGCCUUCAUCGAAAUGGUUAAACCACCCGUGGACGAAGAGGUGGUCGAGAACCGACGCCGAUUGAGCAUGCAAAAGACUCAGGAGCUCUUAUUGGACUCCUCCUCUCUGCAUUCCACCGAGCAUCGUCCCUUUGGCUCCAUUCAUGUGGAUACCGAACAAAAUAACUUUCUCUCCAUGCGUUCCCUGCGACUGAAUGACAUUUCUGAAGGCGGAUACAGCAGCGAGAGCAGUACGGACUCUUUCUGUUUCGAGAAGCCUUCGUCGAAGCCUUCGUCGUCUGGUGACCCGACAGAAGAUCCCACAGAAGAUCCCACAGACCGUGGUGGCGAUGUUUGCAUUGACUUUCGUCAAAUGGACCUUGUCGAUCUUGGCAAACUUGAGGAGAGCGAAGGUGAUCUUUCCUUUGUGAUCACUGGAAUGCAAGCUAAAGGGGAGUCCGUCAAACCAGUGGUGGACAAAGGAAAGCAACUCGACGGCUCAAGAUCUUUUGACGUAUAAUUUUUCUCACAAAAGUUUAGUACAUAACAUGCAUACUCUAGAUGUUUAGUUGUUGAAUG
Molecule: messenger RNA, 2970 nt
Organism: Seminavis robusta
Lineage: Eukaryota; Bacillariophyta; Bacillariophyceae; Naviculales; Naviculaceae
Source: the annotation of a GenBank genome assembly